AAGACACAAGUCUAAACUAAAGUAGUUGUUGGGGUUGGUACGAAGUACAUGUUUGGUGCGAUAAAUAGAGUGAUGGAAGAAAGUGAAAAGCUAAAAACUGAAGAGAAUGGAGAAUCAGAAGAAAUAACAUGGAGUUCGGGUGCUGGAACAGAUGGUCUCUCUCUUGACUGCUCCGUCCUCGAUCUCAAGGACUCAACCAACGCCGCCGCAAUUGCCGCCGAUCCUUCCUUUGAUGUCACUGGUAAUUCCAAAAAGUUUAAGAGAACUACAGCUACCUUUUGUAGAAGAGAAGAAAGAAUCAGAAGACAGACUAUGGAGUUGGGGUGCUGGAACAGAUGGUCAAUUAGGAACUGGUAGACUUCAAGAUGAACAUCUUCCUCGACUAUUGUCUCUCCCUUCUGUCUCUACACUUGCCUGCGGCGGCGCUCAUGUCAUCGCCUUAACCUCUGCUGGGAAGGUAUUGUCAUGGGGUAGGGGCAAUUCUGGUCAACUAGGUCAUGGAGAGAUUGUCAAUAGCAUGUUGUAUCCCAAGGCUGUAACAUCAUUGGACAACCACUUCAUAACCUAUGUCUCUGCUGGUUGGAGUCACUCGGGUUUUGUUUCAGAUAGUGGAAGCCUAUUCACUUGUGGGGAUGGCUCUUUUGGUCAACUUGGACAUGGAGAUUAUGGCUCUCACAGUUCCCCUGUUAAAGUGUCCUGCUUUGUUGAUCAGCAUGUUGCAGAGGUAGCAUGUGGAAUGCGACAUUCUCUUGUCUUGUUGAAAGGUUGUCUUUCAAGUCAAGUUUAUGGAUUCGGCUCUGGAAAGCGUGGUCAAUUGGGUUUCUCAAAAGAUAAAAUCAAAUUGAUUAAUCUUCCUAAAGUUGUUAGUGGAUUUGAAGAUGUUGAUAUAGUUGGAAUUGCUGCAAAUGGAGAUCACAGUGCUUCAUUAUCUGUUGAUGGGAAUCUUUACACCUGGGGAAGAGGCUUCAAGGGCUUUGAAGAUUCUCUCCUUCCACAAUGCUUAAACUCUACGUUGAAAUUCACUAAAGCCACUCUAGGGUGGAACCAUGCUUUAGCCAUGACUGGUGAUGGGGAGGCUUAUAUGCUUGGUGGCAACCACCUUGGAGUGCUUAGUGAUCUUCGCAAUGAAUGUCCAGCUAAGAAGUUAAAUGAUUCAAGAGAAGCCAACUUGGAGAAAGUCCCUGGCCUUGAUGGAGUAAAGAUUACUGACAUUGCUACUGGAGCUGAGCAUUCUGUUCUGGUCACAGAGAAUGGAGAAAUAAAGACAUGGGGUUGGGGUGAGCAUGGUCAGCUAGGGCUAGGGGAUGCUAAUGACCAAAUCAGUCCUGUUACUGUAAGUCUUGGUUAUGAUCUGAAUGAAGCGGCGUCAACCAGAGUUUAUUGCGGAAGUGGCUUCACAUUUGCUGUAACCAAGCCCUAAGUUCUCCUCAAACUGGUUCACACACUAGAGGGUGGCACUUUGGGAAGAGUGUUUUGCUUCUCAAUUGCUGCUCACUGCACUUGGAAACGAGAGUCAUCUGAUUUCUCAGGGUUGAGAUCUAGGAGUCAAGUGGAUAACUGAUAUGGUUAAUAGGGACACCUCUCCAUGAAAUAGAAAGCUUCAUUAUCAUACCUUAAAUGGCAUAUAAAAGACUUGUAUUUAUAAUAGCUUACACAAUAGCUCUUAUUACAAUCAAAACCAGAAUAACAGAGCUUAUUUUCUCACA
This is a messenger RNA of Lathyrus oleraceus (garden pea), 1706 nucleotides long. RefSeq names its product ultraviolet-B receptor UVR8. The transcript is spliced from 9 exons. Bases 152 to 1420 code for a protein of 422 amino acids. Lineage: Eukaryota; Viridiplantae; Streptophyta; Magnoliopsida; Fabales; Fabaceae. The record is from RefSeq and is a predicted model, not a curated record.